Phytophthora nicotianae INRA-310 is the source of this 345-nucleotide messenger RNA. RefSeq lists its product as hypothetical. The coding region runs from base 1 to 345 and encodes 114 amino acids. The transcript has 2 exons. Lineage: Eukaryota; Oomycota; Peronosporomycetes; Peronosporales; Peronosporaceae. The record is from RefSeq and is a predicted model, not a curated record.
AUGGCCCCUUCAACCAGGCCAAGACACCAUGUGGUGAUUAAGCUCGCAUUUUGCGGGGCCGCUGCAACGGCGAGCGCUCUAGCGGCCACGAGCCACAAGCUUAUUGGAUACCGUUGGUGGGACGGCCGAACGAACCUAGUCAGCAAAAGCAAUGGCUCUGUUGAGCCAUUGCUGUUGGGUGUGCACGGCCGGCAUGGCUCCAAGAUCGUGCUUGAGCGCCGGUGCGUAACGUUCGGCUCUACAUGGCUUGUGACUGCCGCCACGGACGGCAGUGCCGUGGGGUUUUGGCGUGUUGAUUUGUUGCUGCGUUGCCUGUUCGUGGACAUUUCCGUCGGUGGCACGUAG